This is a messenger RNA of Pelobates cultripes (western spadefoot toad), 183 nucleotides long. NCBI's taxonomy places the organism in Eukaryota, Metazoa, Chordata, Amphibia, Anura, Pelobatidae. The record is from the annotation of a GenBank genome assembly.
AUGACAGACCCAAGAAUCAACGCGGGCCAACCGCAACUUGGCAAUCACGAGACUGCACACGAUGAGCCACCAUCAAAAUCUAAGGACGAGGUCUGCAGCAUUAUUCGAACACGAAAACAGGCUCAAACAUCCCAAAAACAACAUCGACUCAGGUUAGCACGAACCCGCUUCCACCACCGCUAA